Messenger RNA from Knipowitschia caucasica, 375 nucleotides. NCBI's taxonomy places the organism in Eukaryota, Metazoa, Chordata, Actinopteri, Gobiiformes, Gobiidae. The record is from the annotation of a GenBank genome assembly.
AUGCUGCGCUGGAGUCAGCACAAACUCAGCCACCGUGGAGGCAGUCUGAUGAGUCUCCCAACAGCUGGACUCUCUGCCAAUCACUCAGAGUCAAGAGCCCACAACAUCUGCAUGUGCGACUACGGUGUCAGCGGCAAACGAGCUCAGUGUUCUAUAGUAACAGAAGAACCAGAGCGCCACACUUCCCCUGCGGUGCGUGGAGUGGAGGAGUGGAACAGUCGGAGGUUGGGCCCGGGCUGUGAGAGCAUGUGCUUGCAGACAGACCCCCGCAGAGGAACGAUCUCCCAUGGACAAGCAGCCGCCGCCGCCGCCACCGCCACCGCCACCAGGACGCAGCCCUGGCACACGCAAGAGCAGACGAGGAGGUUUUGUUAA